UGCAAGCCGGACAGUGUCUAUCUCUGCGAUGGAUCCGAAGAUGAAAAUCAACGUCUGGUGGACUUGAUGGUCGAGCGUGGCAUGCUUGAGAAACUCCCGAAAUACGAAAACUGCUAUCUGGCUACGACGGACCCGCUCGACGUUGCUCGAGUGGAAAGCAAGACCUUUAUUUGCACGCCGAACAAACGUGACACCAUUCCAACACCAAAAGAAGGCGUGAAGGGAUUGCUGGGCAACUGGAUUUCGCCUCGAGACCUGGAGAAGGCAGUUGCCGAACGCUUUCCCGGAUGUAUGAAAGGAAGGACGAUGUACGUGAUCCCGUACAGCAUGGGCCCGGUCGGAUCCCCUCUGGCCAAGAUCGGGAUCGAGCUGACGGACUCGCCGUACGUCGUGUGUUCCAUGAGGAUCAUGACCCGCAUGGGUUCCGCAGUACUCAACCAUUUGCGGUCCAAGGGUCCGAAUGCCGAAUUUGUCAAAUGCCUGCACUCCGUGGGCUGCCCGAUCACCCCGGGCACUGCUGACCUAGCUUGGCCCUGCAACCCGGCCCAAACCAUCGUCACCCACAUUCCGGACAAGUUUGAGAUCAUUUCCUUUGGCAGCGGCUAUGGCGGCAAUUCCCUGUUGGGCAAGAAAUGCUUCGCUCUCCGCAUUGGAUCCACCAUUGCCAAGAAAGAAGGCUGGCUCGCUGAGCACAUGCUGAUUUUGGGGAUCACAGACCCCAACGGGCAAAAGCGGUACAUCGCAGCCGCGUUUCCCAGUGCUUGCGGCAAGACGAACCUGGCCAUGAUGGAACCCACCUUGCCCGGGUACAAGAUCGAAUGCGUGGGCGACGACAUCGCAUGGAUGAAGUUUGAUUCCGAGGGUCGGCUCCGUGCCAUCAACCCUGAGAAUGGGUUCUUCGGGGUCGCUCCGGGCACGUCCGCGUCCACGAACCCGAAUGCCAUGAAGGCCAUCAUGAGCAACACCAUCUUCACGAACGUGGCGAAAACGUCGGACGGCGGUGUUUACUGGGAAGGCAUGGAGGCCGACAUUGCUGACGACGUCGACAUCAUCUCCUGGCGCGGCACUGUCUACGACAAGAAAUCCGGCAUCCCGGCUGCUCAUCCGAAUUCCAGGUUCUGCACACCGGCGAACCAGUGUCCGAUCAUCGACCCGGCAUGGGAGUCUCCCGAAGGAGUGCCAAUCGACGCCAUUUUGUUCGGCGGCCGGCGACCCGAGGGCGUCCCUCUCGUGUACGAGGCGUUCAACUGGCAACACGGCGUGUUCGUCGGCGCCGCCAUGCGAUCCGAGGCCACGGCCGCGGCCGAGUACAAAGGCAAGGUCAUCAUGCAUGACCCCUUUGCCAUGCGCCCGUUUUUCGGCUACAACUUUGGCGAC
Molecule: messenger RNA, 1377 nt
Organism: Notodromas monacha
Lineage: Eukaryota; Metazoa; Arthropoda; Ostracoda; Podocopida; Cyprididae
Source: the annotation of a GenBank genome assembly